Molecule: messenger RNA, 1644 nt
Organism: Archocentrus centrarchus (flier cichlid)
Lineage: Eukaryota; Metazoa; Chordata; Actinopteri; Cichliformes; Cichlidae
Gene: hnrnpca
Product: heterogeneous nuclear ribonucleoprotein C
Exons: 9
Coding region: 549-1505 (318 amino acids)
Cellular component (GO): nucleus
Molecular function (GO): RNA binding
Source: RefSeq, a predicted model, not a curated record
UGAUUGUGGUUUUUAGAAAACUCGACGCUUUGGAUGCAUCUUAGCAGCAGUCUCGUCCAUUUUUUGCAAGUUUGUGUAGCUGUAUUUUUGUAGUGUUUAUUGUGAAGACUUUUCCUUGACGGGACUUAUUGGUUUUUGGCACGCUUUUCAGCCAGCCGGCCAGCUAACAUUAGCAUGUUAAUAUCCGCAGCAGCAUCAUCCUGAUGAUUGAUUACACGUUAUCAACUACAGAUUUGUCAGAAUUUUGAGGUUUUGGUUUUUGGAAGACGAGGAGGAACUGGUCUGAUGGCUGUGUAUUUUUUUCAUGCUUUUUAAAUUGGUGGUUGGCAAACGUUAGCCAUGCUAGCCGGCUUUGAUCCCCGGAGGCCAGUCAGGGCCUGUGUCUCACUCUGAAGCCUGCUGAAGGCGCUGUCGGGGUCCAAGCGGGUGUGUUGUGGAUGGUUUAGUAUAAAUCGCCAGGGGCGAAGGUGAAGGUCGAGACACCAGCCCAAACUGAACCCAGCCCAGUCUCAAACAUCAGGCAGACGGCAACCCUGCACACAGACGCAAUGGAUCGUUCGCCCACCUCCUCCAGCCUGAUGAGCAGCAGCAACGUCACUAACAAGACUGACCCGCGCUCUCUCAAUUCGCGGGUCUUCAUUGGCAACCUCAAUACCCUCUUGGUCACCAAGGCGGAUGUCGAGGCCAUCUUCUCUAAAUAUGGCAAGAUCGUAGGCUGCUCUGUGCACAAGGGCUAUGCCUUCGUUCAGUACGCCAAUGAGAGGAACGCCCGAUCUGCUGUUGCCGGGGAGGAUGGCAGGAUGAUUGUUGGACAAGUGCUUGACAUCAACCUGGCUGGAGAACCCAAACCGCACAGAUCAAAAAGCACCAAACGUUCUGCUGGAGACAUGUACAGUAGUAGCUCCUCCUUUGACCUCGACUAUGAUUUUCAGAGAGAUUAUUACGACAGAAUGUACUCGUACCCAUCCCGUGUCCCCGCUCCCCCUCCCCCACUGUCGCGAGCUGUGAUUCCAUCUAAACGCCCGCGGGUCAGCCUGAGCGGAGGAAGCAGCCGGCGGACCAAGAGCAGCUUUUCCUCUUCAUCCAAGAGCAGUCAAAGGACCUCCUCUUCCAGAACAAUGAAAGUGGAUGAGCUGCAGACCAUUAAGAGGGAGUUGACGCAGAUCAAAAGCAAAGUGGAUGACCUCCUGGAGAGCCUGGAGCGCAUGGAGAGGGACCACAGCAAGAAGUCAGAAGCUAAGAGCAUAAAACCAGAGCCAGGAGAGGUGACUUCACCUCCCCACCCAAGUAACAAGAAGGACGACAGCUUGAAGAGGGAAAGGGAGAACCAGGACAUAAAUGACUCUGAGGAGGAUGAGGAGGACGAGGAAGAGGAGGGAGACCUGCUGGAGGAGGAGGAGGUGAAGAGUCAAGAGAGGGAGGAGGAGGAGGAAGAGGAGGAGGAAGGCGAGCACGUGGAAGCAGACGACGAUGGUGACAGCGUGAAUGGGGACGAGGACUCGUAGGCGCAGACGACAGCCUCGCAUGCAGUGUACUCGCAGCUUCCAGAAGGACCUCAGACUCCUAUUUUAACUCUAAUAUUGUAGAUAUAGAAAAGAAAAAAAAAAAAAAACAUGGACACAGACACACACAUAAACACAAACA